AUGUACCUAAUUAGUGUCUACCUUGGGAAUCUAUGUGUAAUGAAAAGUCAGGAGCAUAAUAAACAACGGAGAAUUCAGAAUUUGUACGCUGAAGAGGCAAUCAAGUUCACCUUGUCCAAUCCUCCGUGCAGAAGAGAAUACUCCCCCCCAAAGGCUAGACGGGAAAACGAAAGCUCAGGCCCGCAUCGCAGGAGCGGCAGCGGCAGCGGUAGCGGCAGCUCGGAAACGCCCGCCCAGACAGCUGAGAGGCACACGGGGAACAGCGCAGCCGAGACAAAGAGGCAGGGAGCGGCCGGUGCGGGGCGCGAGCAGAGGCGGGGGAGCGCGGGGCCAAGAGGAAGGCAGCGCUGCGGAGGGCAGGAGGGCUCGGCGGCGGACACCGAGGAGCUGCGGCGCAGGCUCCGCGCGGUCGGCGGCUCCGGGCGCGUCAGUCGCGCCCGGGGAUGCACGCGGCCGAGGCUGACGCCACAACCCCGGCAGCGGUCGCACGCGCGACACCAGAAACGGCGGACCGUGAGCACUAGCGCUCCGCGCACUCACCACUGGGAGCUCCGUAAUGGCGGCGGCAGAGGCGGAGAAGCCGGGGGGCGGGCCCGCCGCAGCCAGUCACCGCCGCCGGCAUCUUUCGAACCCGCUCCGAAAACCGCUGAGGGAGUGGGGCGGAGGGGGAGGGUAGGGCGGGGGCGGCGGCGGAGUCCGCCGCGGGCCUCGGGAGCAUGCGCAAGGCCUCAGCCAAUCGGAACGCAGCGGGAGGACGCUGGCGCAGGCGCGCUGGGACGCAGGGCCCUGGACCAGGGAAGAGCUACCCCCUCCUCCCCCCAGUCCAAACAAAACAAGGGCGGGAGCGCGCGCGCUGGAGGGCCCCGGAGGAGGCGUCAACGAGAGGGGCAGGGGGCUAGCGGCGUCGGCGCCCCGGGUGAGCGGCCUCGGCCACUCGCCUUCGGGGUCCAGCGAGUCCGCGCCCACUCCCCGCCCGCCUGUUCCGUCCUGCGUUACCUCUGCGCUCCCCCCUUCCUGGCGCCCGCGUUCGGCACGGCCUCUCAGCGCCGCUCCCGCUGCCGCUCGUCGUCUCCGCCGCCGCUGUCCUCCAGGCCCUGCCGCCGCGCUCUGCCGCCCCGCCCCCCUGCCCGCGGCCCCGCGCGCGCGCGCACUCCCGUGUCGGCCCCGCCCCCGCGCGCGACCGCGACCGCGCCCCCAGCCCGCGGGAGUCGAGGGAACGCGCGCGACUUGCCUCCCCGGCCGGGUGCGCGAGAACGCGAGAGGGCGCUCGGAGGAGGGAGGACGCCCGGGAUGCGGCGGUACGUCCGGCCACGCUUCUCCCGGGCACUGCCCGGUGGUGCCCGUUAG
Mustela erminea (ermine) is the source of this 1347-nucleotide messenger RNA. RefSeq names its product serine/arginine repetitive matrix protein 1-like. The record is from RefSeq and is a predicted model, not a curated record. NCBI's taxonomy places the organism in Eukaryota, Metazoa, Chordata, Mammalia, Carnivora, Mustelidae. The transcript has 4 exons. Bases 1 to 1347 code for a protein of 448 amino acids.